AUGAUGCAGACUGAAUUUGAGAUAACCAUGAUUGGAGAAUUGAACUACUUCCUUGGAUUGCAGAUUCGUCAAAGUGACUCAGGUAUUCUCAUCUCUCAAUCUAAAAAUGCUAAAAAUCUUGUGAAGAAAUUUGGUUUAGACUCUGCUAGUUCUGUUAGAACACCUAUGAGUCCAAAUGUUAAACUCACUAUUGACUUGUUAGGAAAGAGUGUUCAUCAUUCUUUAUAUAGAAGUAUGAUAGGUAGUCUCCUUUACCUUAUUGCUAGUAGACCUGACAUUAGCUGUAAUGUUAGAGUGUGUGCUAGAUAUCAGGCUAAAUUCAAAGAAUCACAUCUCAUUGUAGUAAAACGAAUCAUUAAAUAUGUUAAAACUACUAGUAACUUUGGGGUAUGGUAUGACAAUGAUACUAAUGAUGUUUUAACUAGAUAUUCUGAUGUGAAUUGGGCUGGGAAUGCUGAUGACAGGAAAAGUACUUCUGGUGGGUGUUUUUACUUAAGGAAUAACAUUAUCUCAUGGAUGAGCAAGAAGAAAAAUUCUAUCUCUCUCUCCAUUGUUGAGGUUGAAUACAUUACUACUGAUAGCUGUGUUAGACUUCUCUCAUAA
Molecule: messenger RNA, 603 nt
Organism: Quercus lobata
Lineage: Eukaryota; Viridiplantae; Streptophyta; Magnoliopsida; Fagales; Fagaceae
Product: secreted RxLR effector protein 161-like
Exons: 1
Coding region: 1-603 (200 amino acids)
Source: RefSeq, a predicted model, not a curated record